Oreochromis niloticus (Nile tilapia) is the source of this 1740-nucleotide messenger RNA. Its product is annotated as hemicentin-1. The coding region runs from base 241 to 1062 and encodes 273 amino acids. The transcript is spliced from 7 exons. The record is from RefSeq and is a predicted model, not a curated record. Lineage: Eukaryota; Metazoa; Chordata; Actinopteri; Cichliformes; Cichlidae.
UUUUCCUGUUAUGACUUACAGACAUGUGUAGCAAACCCACAAAGAUCUGGGGUUUGCAGUGGCCUACAGCUUUGCAGAGUGCAGCUCUCUCUUCAGAUGUUUUCCACCUUCUGCACUUUUUGCAUCUUUGAGAUCUUAUUUUCAGUGAAGUGAAGCACAGAGAGGAAGAAAAAAUGUUUUACCUUCAAUAACUGAACGAAAACACACAGAAUCUGUUUAAAAUUAAGGUCGACUUUCAGAAUGAAGGUGAUUGUGUUGUUUGUGUUUGUGCUGGGUGCACUCUCUGCUGCAGGUGAAGAUUUUUUUGCAAAAGUCGGGCAGAAAGUCACAUUGAACUGUGGAGUCAGCAGCUACAGACCCUCUCUGCAGUGGCGUCAUAUAAAUGACUUUCUUCAUAGUGUUGAUCAGAGCGGCUUCCCUCGCAAAGGCUAUGUUGAACUUGUACGGAGGUCAGUCGUGAGACAGAACAAUCUGGAAAUCUUCAGUGUGAAAGAAACAGAUGCUGGACGGUUCACAUGUUUCGCAGAUGGGACACGUCAUAACCAUUCACUUGUUGUGCUCUCAGUUUUGGUCUCCGUCCAACCCUCUGCUGUUCUCGAGCUAAACAAUGAGGCAACGCUCAGGUGUGAGUUGAAAGGUCAGCACCGUGGUUGUGAAGUGAAGUGGAGAAGUCCAAAUACAUAUUCACUCACAAAUACAUCAACAGUUCAACUCAAACCUGUAAAAACCUCACAUAACGGGGCCUGGGAGUGUAUCAUCACCUGUGGCAGGAAUACAUUUAGUGAGCCUCUGGCCAUCACAGUACAAGAGCCUCCAACUACAACAACUCCACCAACCACCCUGAAGAACAUCACAUUAUUUGUAACGAGUGUUCAGGGUACAACAUGUACAACAUGUACUGCCAACUAUUGCCCACUGGGACUCUCCUGUUGGAUGUGGUUUGUGAUUGGGGUGUGCUGCCAGUGUGGGAUGCUCCUCAUAGUUUUUGUCACUGUCUUGUGUAAGUGUAUAAAAAGAAGGGCAGUAUUUGAGGAAAGGCGUUCAUCCAAUAUUUAUGUAUAGAGUUGAUAGCUGAUGUUAAAAGAAACCAAAAGAAAAUGGGUUAAAGACCUCCUGCACCACUGUGUUUACAGAUUAUGUUGGUCUUCUGUUCAGUCAUCUUCACUGAAUGUGUAACUGAUCAGAGUCAUGAUUUCACUCCACCAAGCUUUUACAAAAGUCCUUGCACGCUUCACAACUGGCAAAAGUCUAAAUGAGUGUCUCAGAUUGUGUAUUACACUCUUCAGUAAAUUGGUGCAGAUUUACAGAUGAGGUGUCCGUUUGUUUCCUGGGCCUUCCUGGGUGAAACUAAGAACCAACUAAGAUCUCUCGGACAUCUGUUCAGGCUUUACACACAAAUUACACUUUAUUGCCAAAAGUAUUCACUCGUCUAGCUUGACAUGCAUAUGAACUUGAGUGGCAUCCCAUUCUUAAUCCAUAGUGUUUAAUAUGAUGUAGGACCAACUGUGGCAGCUGAAACUCUCAUAGGAAGGCUUUCCAAAGGUUUAGGAGUGUUUAUAGGAGUUGUUGGUGCUUCUGUACACCUGUCUAGAAGCACAUUUGUCAGGUCAGACACUGAUGUCAGACUAGAAGGCCUGGCUCACAGUCUCCGGUCUAAUUCAUCCCAAAGUUGUUCUGUCGGGUGGAGGUUGGGACUCUGUGCAGGCCAGUCACGUUGUUCCAACAGGAACGGGAAGAGAC